AUGGAUUUUCUGCUUCACCUAACGGGUCUCUAUGACCACGCUGGGCUGCAGAGCAGGUCCCCCCGGGAUCCCCGGGUCCUGGACAGGAUGCUGCCCUACCUGACAGCCUACUAUGGGAACCCCCACUCCAGGACCCCCGCCUACGGCGGGGAGAGCGAGGCUGCCAUGGAGAGGGCAAGGCAGCAAGUUGCAGAUUUAAUAGGAGCUGAUUCAAGGGAAAUUAUAUUUACCAGUGGUGCCACAGAGUCAAAUAACAUGGCAAUUAAGGGUGUUGCAAGGUUCUACAAAUCCAGGAAAAAGCACCUCAUCACUACCCAAACUGAGCACAAGUGUGUGCUGGACUCGUGCCGUGCCUUGGAGGCAGAAGGUUUCCGGGUCACUUAUCUACCUGUUAAAAAAAAUGGGCUCAUAGAUUUGAAGGAGCUGGAGGCUGCGUUCCAGCCAGACACGAGUUUGGUUUCUGUGAUGACUGUGAACAAUGAGAUUGGAGUGAAGCAGCCAGUGCGGGACAUCGGUGAGAUCUGCCGUGCACGGAAGGUUUUCUUCCACACAGAUGCUGCACAGGCCAUUGGUAAAAUUCCUAUGGAUGUCAACGACAUGAAAAUUGAUCUCAUGAGCAUCAGUGGCCACAAAAUUUAUGGGCCAAAAGGGGUUGGUGCCAUCUACGUUCGCCGUCGACCGCGCGUCAGGCUGGAGCCCCUGCAGAGUGGGGGAGGGCAGGAGAGGGGGCUGCGCUCGGGGACUGUGCCCACCCCUCUGGCUGUGGGCCUGGGGGCAGCCUGUGAAGUGGCACAGCAAGAGAUGGAGUAUGACCAUAAGAGAAUCUCACAACUGGCAGAACGACUGGUUACAAAAAUAAUGAGUGAAGUUCCUGAUGUGGUUAUGAAUGGAGACAGAGAGCAUCGCUAUCCAGGAUGCAUCAAUUUAUCCUUUGCAUAUGUGGAAGGGGAGAGUCUUCUGAUGGCUCUGAAAGAUGUGGCUCUGUCUUCAGGAAGUGCCUGCACGUCAGCUUCCCUGGAGCCUUCCUACGUCCUGCGCGCCAUCGGGACGGACGAAGACUUGGCUCACUCCUCCAUCAGGUUUGGCAUUGGUCGUUUCACUACAGAAGAAGAAGUGGAUUAUACGGUGCAGAAGUGCAUCCAGCAUGUUAAGAGGCUGAGAGAAAUGAGCCCCCUCUGGGAAAUGGUGCAGGAUGGAAUCGACCUCAAAAGCAUUAAAUGGACUCAGCACUGA
This is a messenger RNA of Chaetura pelagica (chimney swift), 1233 nucleotides long. It is a transcript of the gene NFS1, whose product is annotated as NFS1 cysteine desulfurase. Bases 1 to 1233 code for a protein of 410 amino acids. The record is from RefSeq and is a predicted model, not a curated record. Gene Ontology annotation, biological process: [2Fe-2S] cluster assembly. NCBI's taxonomy places the organism in Eukaryota, Metazoa, Chordata, Aves, Apodiformes, Apodidae. The transcript is spliced from 12 exons. Gene Ontology annotation, cellular component: nucleus; mitochondrion; cytosol. Gene Ontology annotation, molecular function: cysteine desulfurase activity; pyridoxal phosphate binding.